Molecule: messenger RNA, 8872 nt
Organism: Dreissena polymorpha
Lineage: Eukaryota; Metazoa; Mollusca; Bivalvia; Myida; Dreissenidae
Product: rho guanine nucleotide exchange factor 12-like
Exons: 43
Coding region: 323-5896 (1857 amino acids)
Biological process (GO): intracellular signal transduction; G protein-coupled receptor signaling pathway
Cellular component (GO): cytoplasm
Molecular function (GO): guanyl-nucleotide exchange factor activity; G protein-coupled receptor binding
Source: RefSeq, a predicted model, not a curated record
UUUGGAUAUAAAAGGCGUUCUUCGGCCAAUGUCUGAACAUAAAAUGUUGACCUGUAGUGUAAAAAUGUAAAUCCCCUACUCUAUGGAUUGUCUAUAUUAAAGAAUAAUUUAUUGUUCUGGCAUUCUGACAGCAGUAUGACAGAAUGCACUUGUUGAGUAAGCACUGAGGUGCUCUCUGUUCGGAUAAGAAUUUAACAAAUUUUGACCUAAUGAGUAAUCUUGUUCGACCAAAACAACUAGACUUGAGCUGUCAUACUCGAUAGAACUUUGCCAAAUCGUCGCCUUUUAAGGAUAUACCAGUCAACGCAGCUGGUAAACAGUGAUGUCGUUUUCUGACAGCUUUCUGAAGAGGAUAACCGAGCCCACAAAACGGCCAAGGCUGGGCAGUCUAACCAAGGAUCGCACAGAUGACCACCUUACCUCACCCAACGGUGCACAUGGCGAUGUGUCAGAAGCCACAAGUCCGUUACUUCAGCGCGUGGCCAUUAUACAAAAGGAUGAGAAAGGCUACGGGCUGACAGUGAGCGGGGACAACCCAGUAUAUGUACAAAGUGUGAAACCAGGUGGUGCUGCUGAGAAGGCAGGGGUACAGGUGGGGGACAAGAUCAUCAAGGUGAAUGGUCAGCAAGUGGUGAAGUCCAACCAUCCAGAGGUCGUCAAACUAAUCAAAUCCGGUUCCUACGUGGCACUGACAUUGCUCGGUAAGCCCGUCACGUCCUCAUCUUCUGCAUCCAGCGUUCAUGCACAGGAGCAGCCUUUUCAAAGGGAUUCAUUGAGCCGGGAUUCAUCGAGCCGUGAAUCAUUUCAGAUCCGGGACAUUUCACACAUCCGGGACUUUUCACAGUUCCGGGACUCUGUAUCGUUUCCACAACCAGUUGAUCGAAAGUAUCAUAUUCGUGCAGAGAAAGAGAAAGAUUUACAGCAACAGAAAGCUCGGACAAUACGUGCCAUGUAUGAAACAGUUCAGGAUGAAUACGAUAAGCUGCGCAAGUCCUGCAAAGCGAAUCCCGGUGAUCCCAAACUCCAGACGCAGCUUUCUGAGAAGGAGAGGACGCUACGGAUACUUGAGGCUCAGAUAAAGAACCUGCCUGGACUUGAGAACCUGGGAAAUCGAGACACACAGCUGCACAAUAUGCCGUCCAUAAAUGUGGAUGAGGUAGAUUAUUCCGCUCCCAUUGGGCCCCCAUCCAAGGAACGGAAGCACCAGAAACACAGCUCUUCUCCAGGGGCAAUGUUUGGUGCAGCAGAACCGCCACAGCAAAAGGGCGUGAAUGUCUGUCGAUCGAAAUCAGACGUGUCCACCAGAAAGAAUGCUCUUUCUGAGUACAUGUUUGGUGCCCCAACGUAUAAACGCACUGAGUCGAGUCCUGAGACUGCGUCGGUGCCACACACGGUAUCAGACCUGGGCACAGACUCGACAGGAACCAGUCCCAGAUCCUCCCCCACCCCUGUGAACAGUCUGAACACUGACCCCGAUCAGGAGGAGGACUAUAGCCUCAGGUUGGGGAUGAUGCGUCCCGUCAGCACGCUGGGAACACCGGCUGGGGCCAUCAUAGGUGUGGAGGACGACGACUUUCAGUCUGAUGAAGAGAUGUUCUCCAAUUCUCCAAAGCGAUGGUCUACGCCCCUUUCCUCCCCUUUUAUGUUGUUUAAACAUCAUCACCAUAGUGACCAGAUGGGAGACACUAAAAUCUUCAACGACCUUGCGACCCUGGUGACCCAUCCGGCCCACAUGGCUGUGUUCCUGCACUACGUGAUCACCCAACACAACCCCGCCCCGGUGCUGUUCUAUGAGAUGACUCGCUUUUACAACACCACCCAGGGCAACAGCAAGGACCUGAAGAAGUGGGCUUACGAGAUCCACUCUACCUUCAUCAUACAUAUGGCGCCAUUAAAGGUGACCGUGAUACCAGACUGGGUGAUCGAGGAGAUAGACAAGAACCUCCAGUUCCGCUCGGAGAAGGAGGAGGCCCUGCGCAGUCUGUUCGACAAGGCAAGGGAGGCCACUGUGGAUACUGUACAGAAACUACUCGAUGAUCUCAGACAGGCUAAAGAGAAAGGUUUAGUGGAGGGGUGCUCAGAGUUGAAGGACCACAUGGACAAAGGUGAAGAGAAUAAGAUAGUGGACAGGCUUCUUGUGCAGGACCUGGACAACUCACUGCAACACGAGGAAGAUGAGAAGCACGUUGCUCAGAGCUGGGCCCUGGCCACGUUCCUGCGCCACACGGGGCACAGUAAGCACGGCAACACGCUCGAGAAAACACCAAGCUUCGUCUCAAAGGACCGCACAAGGGGGCCCGUGAUCACCAUCCGUGGGAAGAGCAAAAAGAGUGUGAAAGGCCAUAAUUUCAGCCCAGUGCAUUUGAACAAACAGGAACUCUGUCUCCAUUGUAACAAAGUGCUCUGGGGUGUUGGCCCACAGGGAUUUCAGUGUACAGCAUGCGACCAGUGCGUUCACAAAAACUGCAUCGACGAUUUAGCCGAGUUGUGUAUGAAGAAGAAGAACAGAACGUCUGUCAUCAGCAAAUCAUCAUCAAAGAUCCCUCCAGCUACCCAGGUGAUACCUGACCCAGAACAUGGCGCCCAUCAGGGGAGUCCUGGGCCACACCCGUUGGUCGCCACCUUGCCGGGACCCACGGACAGCGACCUGAUUGCCUUAAAAGAACAAGGUCACUCAGUCAACAAACUGGUGAAGAGAUUUGAUAAAGGGAGCCCCGACCAAGAGCCGCCCAAGUUCAUCAAGCCUCACCCGCCUCCGAAACCAGACUUUAUGCCCACUCAAGGGAGGCAACGAACCAGUAAGAACACCCAGAGUUCUCUGUCCUUGUCGUCGGGCCUCGAUUUGGCGAGGGCGAAGAAAAAUUCGGACGAUGUCAAGCGAUCAGAAAGUAUGAAGGGACGAGAAGACCAGCGUCCCCGCGUGGCCAAACGUUCCGUCAGUGACCUGGCCAUGGAUGACCAAACCGUAAAGUCACUGACCACUGGUAGCUCCUCUACCUCUAGUCUCAGGAGUAAUGAAAGCCCCAGCAGUUCCAUGGACACCCUGACAGCCCAGAUCCAGACAGACUCUGAUUUCGAGGUGGAGCCCGAGCUGCCAUCAUUGAAGCAGCUCCUGGGCGAGGACACGGUGCGGAAACUGAAGCCCAAAGAGAAGAAACGACAGGACGUCAUUAAUGAACUGUUCUACACGGAGAAGUGCCAUGUGCGUAGUCUGAAAAUACUGGACAAGCUCUUCUACCAGCCCAUGAAGCAUGAGAACUCCAUACAGAAGGACUUCUGUCAGUUACUGUUCCCCAAUCUAGAGACCAUGAUCCAGUUACAUGGGACUUUAAACAAAAGUAUGAAAGAACGCCGCAAAGAAAAAUCUGUGAUAACCGUUGUUGGAGACCUUCUGUUGCAGAGAUUUGACGGCACUGCAGGGGAGAACUUCAAACAUGGCUGCGGUGUCUUCUGUCGCAACCAAACCAACGCCUUGGAAAGCCUUAAAGUGUACAAAAACAAAAAUCAAAAGUUUUCACAGCUUUUGACCGAUGCAGAGAACAACCCCCUAUGUCAGCGUCUAGCCCUGAAAGAUAUCAUUCCUAAACAGUUCAUGAGACUCACCAAGUACCCUCUACUCAUUGAGAACCUCAUGAAGUACACACAAACGAAUACAGAUGAGUACAACCAUCUUGAGCUGGCGUUAAGGUGCAGCAAACGUAUACUGGAGCACGUGAACCAGGAGGUGAAGGUGUGCGAGAACAAACAGCGCCUUGUGGAGCUCAACAAACGUAUCGACAAACGUGCCAUUGAUAACAGUGCAGAGGCUAACGAUAUACGGGAGUUGGAUAUACGACAGCACACCUUAAUAAAGGAGGGCUCGUGUACGUGGAUCAUAAACAAUAGGAAAUCUAUUGAAGUGCAUAUAGUGUUACUAGAGAGGGCCAUGGUUCUUUUGCAAAAACAAGAAGACCGGUUAGUGUUAAAGCUACAGAACACACAACUUGUGCCUGGACGUAACGAGAUCAACAAAAAACAGAGCCCCCUGCUGUGGUUGAAUAAUGUUUUGGCGCGAAACGACGCCACAGACAAGAAAGCUUUCUUUGUGGUCAAUACAUCAAAGUCGGGGCCACAGAUUUACAAGCUGUUGGCCACAUCGGCUGAGGAACAGAAAUCGUGGACAAAACAUAUCACACAGGCAUCGGAUGCCAUGAAACGAAGUGAGAUUAACAAGAGCAAGGCCCCCAUCAUGGAGCAGAUGACUCCGAUAGAAACCAGCACUGAAAGACAAAUUGAGGCAGAACAAACAGCGCUCGAGUUGCAAAACAUUGACAACGGCACCAUCAUACUGCCUGAGGACGUCCACUACCAUGGCCCUGUAAUAUCAACGGCUGAACAAAUCAUCUCACCUAUUGACAAACUUCGCCAAAACGAAGAGAAUUUGGCGGCCAUCUUGGAUGAGCGGCAGGCACUUAUUGGUGAAAUCCUGAACAUCCCAAUUGCCAUGGAGCCAGAACAGAUCCAGGAGGUUAUUGAUAACGCCAACUCCAACCCGCUGCAGCUGAUAGCAGCUGGCUACCACAUCAGCAACCCGAUUUUCGAACUGAUGAAAGAGACCCCUGUGACAUCCUGCGAGUCUGGUGAGAGGAUUGAAUCAGUUGAGGACCUGACUUUACCCAUUCCCAUGGACAAACUCCGUGACAUGGCCAACAGAAUGAACCAAAUACUGACAAACCUUUUGGCGCAAACCAGGGCCACCGAUACAUCCAUGUCAGCGUCAAUGUCUCAGGCAGCGUUAAACAGCCAGAAUGAGGAGAGGGACCGCCUGCGUCGGGAGCUGAAGUUUGCACAAGAGGAGUUAAAUCGUCUGCGGAGGAUCCAGCGGAUUCAGAUGGAGGCGGAGAGGCCAGGCGGGGUCGACACGACCUCUGACACCGUGCCAGCCCGACCCGCCAGCCUCGUGUCUGAAGCCUCGACAGUUUCGGAUUCAGAAGAAAUCAAGACAGACAGCGAACAGAAUGACGACCAAGAAACUGUGUAUGCAGAAGUUUCCGAGGACAACAUGCCGGGUCUCCCCAUUGAGCCGGAGGUAACAAGUGACAUAACCCCCCUGAACGAGACCUCGCCGGGCGCUCUGGACUCCCUCGUGGAUGCCGAAUCCUCGCUGGACCUGGAGGAGCAGGGGCUGACGGAGGACUACAAGUUUGACGAGACUGAAACAGAGCAGUUUGACGAAGAAUUAAGAGAGGUUGAACCUCCAGACGAAGACCACUUGGAAGACUCUGACACACAGGAAGUGGAAUUUGAUGUAGACAGUGACAAUGCCAGUGACAAUGAGGAUGAUACUGAAGAAGACAAAGAAGAAACUGAAAACAAGCCUAAAUCUGAUGAGGAAAAACCUGAUGAGGAUGUUGAUGAAGAAGAGGUCAAUGUAGAUGCUGGAAAAGCUGAUGCAAAAUUUGAAGAUAGUAAAGAUUCGGAUGGUGUGAACGAAAGACUGCAUGGCGAUUUGGAAAAUGCUCCUGGUGAGAAUUGUGAGAGUGAAUCAGAAAGUGACAGACGAAGUAGUGCUGAGGUGUAUCAAGAUGCUUUAGAUGACAAUGGAAAAGUAGUGAAUGAAAAGAAUGUUGAACUGACAGAAGAUCCUGGUGGAUCGUCUGUAGAUCCAGUAAAGGGUAAUGCAGACAAGGAUGAUUUGAAUGAUAAUUUUAUUGGUGAUACUAAAGAUGGUGUUAAAAGUAAACUUGAAGAAAACAUUUCAGGGGAUAUUUUAAAUAAUGACAAAGACUUUACAGACCCUUCUAAUAAUAAUAUAAAUAAAGCAGCAGAAAUAAAACAACCGUUGGGCACGAUUCCCUCAGCUGAUGGUUCUGUUACGAAUGCAAAUAAAGCUAAUAGUGAAGAAGUUUCAAACUGAGUAAAAUUAAUUUACACAGAUGGAUACGUUGACAACAAGAAUAUUUAUGCUUCUAUUUGAUGUUAACUUAAUCUAAAUGAUAACAACAUGUUUUAGCAGACUUUUGAACAAGGCUGAAUGGUGUAAAGAAAAUUACCAAAUUCCAUGCAAUAAUAGCGUCAUUGGUUUUAAGGUUUGACCUAUACCAUAUGUAUAUGCAUAUUGCUCUGGAGUUAGAUUUGUUAUCUUGCUGUUUUGUUAGCAUGUUUAACAGAAGUCACAUAUCUAGUUCGUACAUCUGUUACCCCAUAGCAGUAGUCUAGACGAGAAUUUCAUAUAUUCACAUCGGCAGUUUUAUACAUUUGUUUACUUGUAUUCUUUGAGAUGUUUUAUAGAGCUCUAUAUGUACACAGAGAGUUUGUCCUGCAAUUGUUUACAGUGCUUGCAUAUAUAUACAUACAUUGAAUAUAUUUAUAUAUAAACAUCAUAUAUUAAUGCCAUUGAAUACUGUGUUAAAUGCUUUAUGUGUAUAGGAAUUGUUUGGUUAGUAUUUCUCACACAGCUGUGAAGUUGCAGGCUUAGAUUUGUUAUCUGUUUGCGUACAAGUGAACUUAGCCAGUCAAGCUCUGUCUUAAUUUCAAAACAUUGAUUAACAUACCACAGUCAGAUUUAAUCUUUUGUUAUUGUAUUAUAAUCAAAAUGAAUUCUAAUUAUGUUACGAUCUUUAAGAAACAGAAAGUAAUAAGUGACUCAAAACUGAAUGCAUGCAAUACAAGAACAAAAACUGUGAUUUCUGGGUGCAACUUUAAUCUACAAACGCAUUUGGAUACAUGAUAUUUAUCACCACAUACAUGCUGUUAAUGUUAUUUUCCAUCAGAAAGUUUAGAUAAACAAUCAACAGUUAAGUGUAAGUUGGGAAGUAUACAGUUGAUGUAUUUUAUGUUUAUUAUGACCGUUUAUAAUAGUAGUCUAUGUGCCAUGGAUGUCUACACAUUGCUCCAUCUAAGUUUGUGUUUUGUGUGUUCAUUUUGGAUAGCAUGUCUUUGUGUGGAGAUUGUAUGUACUCAAGAAUAAACAGUUUUGUCAAGAUUAAUACCAUAAUGUAUGAAUUUUGAGGGUUUUUUUAUAUAAAGGAAAAAAAGUAUUGUAUCCUUUGGUAUUGGUGUCUAUAAUUGUGUAGGACUUUUCUUAAGUGAUUCCGCACUCCGCAAGGUUAUCUGACAUAAUUUAUGAUGUUAAACUAGUAGUUAUCUUGAAAGUGUUGGUGGCAUAUAUGUGGUAUAUAUGUGAAACCAAAGGAUGCAUUAGGUACAAAUUGCACUUGUCCAUCUGUCCUGUACGUAAGUCCUUACCCUUGUGUUUUUAGAUCCAUCUUGAACUUAUGGCUUGAUUUCGCUGUCACUUAAACAGUUGAAUGACCUUAAUGUGUAGAUGGUCAUUAAGAAAAAAAUGUAGAUUUGGGCUGAGUUUUGGCAGAAAUAUGGUUCUUGGUUUGUUUUUCCAGUAUAUAAUACAUGGUCUCAACAUUGUGCGCUUUCAACUCCUUUUAAGCUACUGGGUGGAACGCGCUUAAACUUUAUUGUUGUAUCUUAAAGAAAGGAUUUUUUGAAACUAUAAAUUUUGGCAGAAUUAUGACCUUGUGCCUGUUUGCCCACUGUUGAAUAAAUGAGUCGUGUUCUGAGAAAACUUGGCAUAAUGCAUGUGCGUAAAGUGUCGUCCCAGAUUAGCCUGUGCAAUCUGCACAGGCUAAUCAGGGACGACACUUUACGCUUUUAUGACAUUUUUAUUUUAAAUGAAGUCUUUUCUUCGCAAAAAUCCAAUUUAGGUGGAAAGUGUUGUCCCUGAUUAGCCUGUGCGGACUGCACAGGCUAAUCAGGGACAACACUUUACGCACAUGCAUUUGCAUGUUUGCCCACUGUUAAAAUAAUAGUGGAUAUAUCUGUGUCCAAAUGUGUGCUGUGGGGUUAACAGUAUCUGUGAAACAUUUCAAGUUUAACUAUAUUUAUCAUGAACUUGAUUUUUUUAUAAGGCAGUUUCAUCAAAUUAAGUGUUCUAAUUUGACUUUGAUUACAUUUUUAGUUUGUGCUAAAUAUUUCGAUGAUUAAAAACAGAAGUUUAAAAAAAUGUCCAAACAAAGGUGAUAUCAGUUAUGUAGUUUAUUAUAGUCAAAAGCAAGAAGUAUUUUUAAGACAUGCCAUUUCCAACUAUUUUGUUGGAAAACAUGAAUUAAUACAAUUAUAUCAGGGACAACACAAUUACUACAAUUAUAAAUGUGUAGGCUAGUUCUGGGUCUGCAUCAGAACGUUCUAAGCAAAAAUGUGAAGGCAUCAAAAACGAAGUUACAAACUAAAAUUGAUGCAAAUAUGCAUGGUUUGAAUAAUUUAAUGCUUAUAUAUGUGCAAUACAUUCAAAAGCUUUCUGUUUGUAGCUUGGUUUUGGUUUCACAUGUUAUAGAUAAAUGAGUGUUUUGUCAAGAAAGAGCAAAGUAGUGUAAGUGAAGUUUAGAUACAUACAAAAUGUUUGUAUGCCAGUACAUACAUUUGUUCAAUUCAUUGAAAGAAAUUCACAACUAAAGUGUAUACUUUUUGAUGAGAAGUUCUGCUUUAUACAAUAUUUGUUAACCAGUUACCCGUCAAAGAUUGUAAAUGAAAAAUAAAUUCACUUUUUGAUACUGUGUCUUGACAUUACAGGGAAAUUGUGAUUUUGUUGUAAAGUUUCCCCCUUGUUAGUUUCUGUAUUUGUUAAGACUAACUGUUUGUGGGACGGUUUUAGUUCACAUGAAUGCAUACAUAAUUAUAUAUAUAUAAACGUUUUGUACAGGCAUGGGAUGAAGUGCCCAAUUGGUAUACAUGUUGUUACAUAUAACUAAUAUUAUGUUGUACAGUAUAGCAUAAGAAGUUAUAAUAUUUACCAUCGCUGUGGCGAUACGUCUUAAUACCUUAAAAAUUUCAAUUUGCAACAAUCUUAUGAUUAUUGCUUCAUUAAAAAUGAAAAUAA